GAGCUUUUGCCAAGAGAUCAGCACUGCCCAAAGAUGCUGAAUAAUGUCUUCUGGAGGGACCCUGUUCCGCUCGGGCUUGGAAAUCACGACAUUCAGUGCAAUUCAUCGAGGAUACUAUGGACUCUGGUAGUAUAAAGACCCAAGUGAACGAUGGCUGUAUUUGCUUUUCAGAGCAGUCAGUGGUCGAGUUACUUUACCUUUCAUAGAUCUACUUCAACUUUCAAGCAUCCAAAAUGACUAACUCAUCAACCAAAGAGUCCAAGACGGGCCUCCAGGCUCUGGUCUUCGGAGCUUCAGGCAUUACAGGCUGGGCAAUCACAAACUCAGCUCUCACCUACCCAACAUCAAGCACCUUCAGCCGAGUCGUAGGCCUCACAAGCCGGCCCCUCAGUCUUGAAACUUCAGGCUUCCCCACAGACUCAAGACUGCAGCUUUACUCUGGUCUUGAUCUGUCUCAAGAUGCCGAGACGAUUAGAAAAUAUCUGAGAAAGAUUGAGAAUGUUGAGCGGAUCACGCAUGUAUAUUUCGCAGCCUAUGUGCAUCGUGGAUGGGGAGACGAAGGCUCCGAGGAACGAAUCAAAGAGAAUGUUGAUUUCAUUGUCAAUGCCGUCACUGCAGUGGAGGCGGUCUGUCCAAACUUGCAGUUUUGGACGUUCCCUACUGGCGGGAAGUGGUACGGCUUCGAAUUCGGCAAAAAAGUAUCGCGUAUAACGCCUCUGAAAGAAAGCGCACCCCGGGUACCCGCACCAUACGGAGACCACAUCUUCUACUACCCGCAAGUCGACACCCUUACAAAGCUCUCCGAAGGCAAGAGCUGGAACUUCGCGGACAUAAGGCCGGAUGCUAUUGUGGGCUUCGUACCCAACCACAACCCAAUGAACAUCGCCGAGCCCCUCGCCCUUUACGCCUCGUUGUGGAAAUCCCUGUCCCCGUCCAAACAGAUACCCUUCCCAGGAACCAUGUAUUCAUACACCCACCUACAAUCUAACAUCUCGUCUGACCAACUCGGGCGUUUCCAUAUCUACGCUUCUUUGCACCCGGAGCUGACGGCCGGGAAGGCGUUUAAUAUCGCUGAUGUAGAUGAGGGCCUAAGUUGGGCGACGGUAUGGCCUGGGAUUGUGGCGUAUUUUGGGCUUGAGGGUAUGGGUCCCGUGGAGAAGGAUGUGGGUAGUGGGGAGUUGUGGGUUAAGGGGAAGCAGGGGGAGUGGGAGCAGUGGACGAGGGGGAAUGGGUUGAGAAUGGAGGUUUUGGAGAAGACUUGUUGGGAGUUUAUGACGGUUGUUACGGGUGAGUACUCGACUUUUGAUAGAAAUUUUGAUAUUAGCGAGGCGAGGAGGAUUGGGUUUAAGGAAAGUGUGGAUCAUGUCAAGGGGUAUCAUAUUGCGUUUGAUCGAAUGAGAGCCGCCAAGAUCAUUCCGUAAGUUGUCGAGUUAUUCAAAGGAUAGUCGUUCUUCUCAUUUAGGGAAUGAACAUCAUUAGAUCUGUACAUUAUGCAAGAAAGUGGAUGGUCUUUUUGUUACUUGGAUUUAUUACUAUCUAUCAUGUUACGAAAGGGAGAGUCUCUGUUUCUCCAAGCUGAGGAU
This is a messenger RNA of Hyaloscypha bicolor E, 1583 nucleotides long. RefSeq lists its product as uncharacterized. The transcript has 5 exons. Bases 234 to 1421 code for a protein of 395 amino acids. Lineage: Eukaryota; Fungi; Ascomycota; Leotiomycetes; Helotiales; Hyaloscyphaceae. The record is from RefSeq and is a predicted model, not a curated record.